AGUUCAAAUUGGUCCUGCUAGGAGAAUCUGCAGUGGGGAAAUCUAGCCUGGUGCUUGGUUUUUGUCAAAGGGCAGUUCCAUGAGUACCAGGAAAGCACCAUUGGAGCGGCCUUCCUCACCCAAUCUGUGUGUCUAGAUGACACAACAGUCAAGUUUGAAAUCUGGGACAUAGCUGGGCAGGAGUGAUACCACAGCCUAGCCCCCAUGUACUACAGGGGUGCCCAGGCUGCAAUUGUGGUCUAUGAUAUUACUAAUCAGAAAACUUUUGUCCGGGCAAAUACAUGGGUAAAGGAACUCCAGCAGCAAGCCAGCCCUAGCAUUGUUAUUGCCUUUGCAGGGAACAAAGCUGACCUUGCCAACAAGAGCAUGGUGGAGUAUGAAGAGGCACAGGCAUAUGCAGAUGACAACAGCUUGUUAUUGAUGGAGACUUCAGCCAAGACUGCUAUGACCGUGAAUGACCUCUUCCUGGCAAUAGCAAAGAAGUUGCCAAAGAGCGAACCCCAGAAUCUGGGGGGUACAGCCGGCCGGAAUCGAGGUGUGGAUCUCCAUGAACAGUCUUAGCAGAA
This is a messenger RNA of Cricetulus griseus (Chinese hamster), 566 nucleotides long. Lineage: Eukaryota; Metazoa; Chordata; Mammalia; Rodentia; Cricetidae. The record is from RefSeq and is a predicted model, not a curated record.